UAAUUUUAUAUAUGUUCCUACCUCUAUUAGGUUUUAUAAAAAAACGAAAGAUGGUAUCGCUAGAUCAGUAAAAAUACACCGUUUUACUAGGAACUGAGGUUAUUUGUAAUUCUCUUUUUUUUUUUUUUUUGAAGUAAAGGUUAUCCAAGUAUUUUAUUUCAUUACCUAUGUUGUCAUUAUUACUUCAAAGUUAACAGGAUAAGAAAGCUGAAGAAUACAAAAUGAUUGGAUUAUCAUACUAUGCCGGUGUUUUUUGUGUUUUAAGUAUUUUACAAACUCAUUCAUAUGAAAUUCUUGUCAUAUUCCCAACAACUGCUCAAAGUCACUACCGUGUGAUCCAACCACUUAUUCAUGGUUUAUUGGACCGUGGGCACAAAGUCACAUCUAUUACAAAUUUCCCAGAUGUCAACGCAAGAGCUAAUUUAUCCUAUAUUAAUAUUACAGGAUUAAAACCUCAUUCAAAAUUCAGUACCAAUGAAAAUGGUUUAAUGAAAUCUAUUUCACGUGUAAUUCACAAUGUCAAUACUUACGCAAAUGUACUCAAUUAUCCGCCAGUUGCGAAUCUUUUAAAAUACGGUAAAAAGUUUGACUUGGUAAUUACUGAAUUUUUCACGACUACACCAAUGUUUGCACCAAUUGCUACUGUAGUUGAAGCACCAAUUAUUGGUGUCUGUCCAAUGAUUACAUUUCCAUGGUUAAAUGAUGUAAUGGGUAUUGAAACAAAAAUGUCUUACAUGCCUAAUAUUUUUAAUAAAUUUACUGACUGCAUGUCAUUUCACCAACGAUUAAUAAAUUUUUUUACUUUGUUAUUUCAAAAUUCUAUACUUAAUUGGUUUUAUACCAGUAAAAUUAAUGAAGUUAACAAACAUUAUUUCGGCAUUCAAACAGAAUCUUUAAUAGAGUCAAUGGCUAAUAUAAGCAUGAUUAUGACAAAUAAUUAUCCCAGUAUGUUUAUGUCUUUGCCAAAAGUUCCUGGCAUCAUUGAAGUUGGUGGUAUUCAUGUAGAGGCAGAAAAACCUUUGUCCAAAGUAAUUUUAAAAAAAUCACAGCCUAAAUAAUAUUACAUUUCUUUAACUAAUUUGCAGGAUUUGGAAGAUUUCAUAAAUAAUGCUGAAUAUGGUGUAAUUUUAUUCAGUUUGGGUUCAGUGGUAUCUGAAUCAUCAUUGGGUAUAGAUAAAAUAAAUAAUAUAUUUGAAACAUUUUCUAAACUUAAACAGAGAGUUAUCAUGAAGUUAGAUGUUAAAAGCUACAAAAGCCAGUUUUCAAAUGUAAAAAUAGUCAAAUGGUUUCCACAACGAGAUCUUUUAGGUUUAAAUUAUGACUAAUAAAUACAUACAUAAGUUAUUAACAAUAAUAUAACAUAAAUCAUUUUAUAGCACAUCCAAAAGUACUACUGUUUAUAUCGCAUGCUGGUAUAAUGAGUGUAAUUGAAACAAUUCAUUGUGGUAAACCAAUGGUAGCUAUACCAAUAUUUGGUGAUCAACCAUUAAAUGCUAAUCUUUUGGUUAAAAAACAAAUUGCUGUUAUUGUUGAUUAUAAAAAUUUGAAAGGUGAUCAAUUCUUCAAUGCAAUAAAUACAGCUCUGACAGAAGAAUACAGGUAAUACAAUUUUAGAUGAUAAUAUGCCUAUAUAGUAUUUUAUAUUAAUUGUUCCUUAAAACGGUUUAUUUUAGAAUAAAUGCAAUAAAACUUCAACAGUUGUACAAUGACCGACCACAGACACCUCUUGAAACAGCAAUUUAUUGGACGGAGUAUGUAAUUCGGAAUAAAAAUGAAUCUAAAGGAUUGUUAAAAAGUUCACUUAUACACUUAAAUUCUUAUGAAACAUGUUUGAUUGAUGUAUUUGCUGUUUGUGUUUUGCCAAUUAUUAUAGCUAUAGGUAUUAUACUUUGGACAAUAGCACACCUAAAAAAUAAUUAAAAGUAUUAAUAGCUUUGUUUUAUUUUAUUUAUUGAAUUUAUUUAAUGCCCAAUAGAAUAACAAAAUUAUAAAAAUGAGCAGAAUCGUUCAAGAUUUGUUGCUAGCAAUGCUAGUAAUUUAAAGUUUAUGUAUUAUUAAAAAUAAAAUCACUUUGAAGAUAAAGAAUACUUCAUUCUUUACAAAAAUAUUUUGUUAUAUAGUCCUAUAUAUAAUAUAACCUAUACAUCAUUAUUUCUAUAACAUAUCAGUGACUAAAAUUAUAUAUAAACCAUAACAAGUAGUAUACC
This is a messenger RNA of Cinara cedri, 2207 nucleotides long. The record is from the annotation of a GenBank genome assembly. NCBI's taxonomy places the organism in Eukaryota, Metazoa, Arthropoda, Insecta, Hemiptera, Aphididae.